CGCCACAAACAGAGAAAGGAUACUCGGACACAAUAAAAUCAAGUAAUCAACAAUAAUACACGCAAUUCUCAUUUGACUUGGAAGUUUUGAACUCUCAUCAAACCCUAAUUAUCAUGAAUAUGAAUUCUUCGAGUUGUAGUUGUGCGAUUUCAUCAAUUCUAAUGUCGAAUGCGCCUCAAUUGGGCGCAAUUAGACUCAAUAGCUUGCGAGGUCGUUUAAAUUAUGAUUGUGCUAGCAGAGCUGCUGGUUGUGUUAAGCUUGCAGGUGUUGUGAGAGCUUCAAUGGUGGAGUCUUCUCAUGAUAAUUCUGUUAAUCGUAUGGAACGUGCUUGGUUGAUCUCCAAGCAACCGAGGCCUGUUUCUUGUUCUUCCUGUGAGUCUAAUGGUCAUGUUGAAUGCAAAUGGUGUGGCGGCACAGGCUUCUUCAUUAUUGGGGACAACAUGCUAUGCCAAGUCCCUUCAAGAAACACUAGCUGUGUUAUCUGUUCUGGAAAGGGUUCAACGCGCUGCUCUGAUUGUAAGGGAACAGGCUUUCGAGCAAAAUGGCUGGAAGAGCCUCCUGUACAGAAGUAGAUAUGCUAAUCUGUUAUGUAGCUAAUGCAGUUGUGAAUUGAACUUGAAUUGGUUGUACACAUCGUGCCAUUAUUCAAUUGAUUUUACAUAUUGUAUACUCGUUUAGAGCUUUCUCAAUUGUUUAUAAAUUUUUGUCUGGUCA
Molecule: messenger RNA, 714 nt
Organism: Daucus carota subsp. sativus
Lineage: Eukaryota; Viridiplantae; Streptophyta; Magnoliopsida; Apiales; Apiaceae
Product: protein PHOTOSYSTEM I ASSEMBLY 2, chloroplastic
Exons: 3
Coding region: 114-572 (152 amino acids)
Source: RefSeq, a predicted model, not a curated record